Arachis duranensis is the source of this 1488-nucleotide messenger RNA. Its product is annotated as cold-responsive protein kinase 1. The coding region runs from base 254 to 1429 and encodes 391 amino acids. The record is from RefSeq and is a predicted model, not a curated record. The transcript is spliced from 7 exons. Lineage: Eukaryota; Viridiplantae; Streptophyta; Magnoliopsida; Fabales; Fabaceae. Gene Ontology annotation, biological process: protein phosphorylation. Gene Ontology annotation, molecular function: ATP binding; protein kinase activity.
GUAAGCAUUCAUAUUGGGACCAUAGCUGAUAGGCCAUACUAUUUAAUUAUAAUUAAUUAUUAACUAACCCCAUCAAAGAGGCGAGAACACAACCCCAUAAUCACGUCUUCUCAAAAUUCUCUUGACUAAAGACCUUAUUCUUUUCCUUCGCUCUAUUCCUACUUGUUUCAUCAAGUUUCUUCUCAGGCUAUUAUUUGAAGCUGUUGAUACCAUUUGAAAUUAGAAAGCUGCUUUCUGAGAAUUACACUCAGUCAUGACCUGUUUUCCUUUCUUCAGUAAGAUCUCAUCUUCAGCAAAACAAGAAUCACAUCCAGAAACUGAUGAAGAUUUAUCUGGUCUUCAACAUGUUAGACUUUACACAUACAAAGAACUAAGAAAUGCUACUAAGGAUUUUAGUCCAGCCAAUAAAAUUGGAGAGGGUGGUUUUGGUUCUGUGUAUAAGGGACAACUUAAAGAUGGAAAACUUACUGCUAUAAAAGUUCUUUCGGCGGAAUCCAGACAAGGGGUGAAGGAAUUCUUGACAGAGAUUAAUGUGAUCUCAGAAGUUGAGCAUGAAAAUUUGGUGAAGUUAUAUGGUUGUUGUGUGGAAAGAAAUAAUAGAAUAUUAGUCUACAAUUAUCUCGAGAAAAAUAGUCUCGCGCAAAGUCUUCUAGGUUCAGGUGAUCACACUGGCCUUCUCUUCAAUUGGCAAACUCGAUGUAAAAUAAGCAUUGGGGUCGCGCGUGGGCUAGCAUUUCUUCAUGAGGAAGUAAGGCCUCAUAUUAUUCAUAGAGAUAUAAAAGCAAGUAAUAUUCUACUUGACCGGGAUCUUACUCCCAAGAUUUCAGAUUUCGGUCUUGCAAAGCUUAUUCCAGCAAACAUGACUCAUGUCAGCACGCGUGUAGCAGGAACACUAGGUUAUUUGGCACCGGAGUAUGCAAUAGGCGGGAAGCUGACACGAAAAGCGGACAUUUACAGUUUCGGUGUCCUCCUUGUGGAGAUAGUGAGUGGAACGUGUAACACAAAUUCAAGAUUACCUAUGGAAGAACAAUUUCUCCUAGAAAGGGCAUGGAAUCUGUACGAGCGAAACGAAUUGGUCGCACUCGUAGACAUAUCACUAAACGGAAAAUUUGACGCCGAGCAGGCCUGUAGGUUCCUCAAGAUUGGCCUUCUUUGCACUCAAGACUCCCCAAGGAUCCGGCCUUCGAUGUCUUCGGUAGUCAAGAUGCUUACCGGAGAAAUGACUGUCGACGACAGCAAGAUAACAAAACCAGCCUUAAUUACUGACAUCAUGGACCUUAAAGUUAGAAAGAAACAGGAAAUUAAUAACUCUAAUAUGAAGACAACAUCUACAUACAACACAAACACAUCUUCACAGGGUAGUGCUACUAGCACCUUGUCAUCACCUCCUUCUACUGCUGUAAUUACUUCAACCUUCACUGCAAGAUAAGAUCAAAGCAUGUAAACAAACAUUAAUUAAGAGCUUUAAUUUGAAAUUAUUUUAUUUUA